GAUAGGCUAAAACGCGCACGGUGGUUACCGGGUCAGUCUAUUUGCUAUCUUCCCUGCUCUCAUGCCCAGUCGCCUUGAGCUUCCAACAUGCCUUCGAGAACCUGUAUGUCUUUUCAAGUGAAGUCACUGGACUUCUGCUAAGAGUACUAUACUGCAUGUGCCUACAUAAUCUAAAAGGUGCAUGAGGAUAGAAGGGAGAGGGAGAUUAGUUGAAUGGACAAAAUAGAGAGGAUGUAUUGGAUUGAUUUGCUGUUUUUGGUUGGGUUUGACUGAAAGAAAAGGUAAGGCAAUUGGUCAUGGACUGUCAGAACUUAAUUUCUCACCAUUUCUACCGUCCAGGCUUAAGUCAGAUCAAGAUUGAUGGAGUAGCAUUACCGUUGCAUUAUGGAUUUAGAAGUUCAAGAAUCUCCUUAAAUCGAAAGCCAGAUGCGUUUGCUGUCCAAGGAAAGGACAUCAGUCUUUCCCAUGUCAAGGGAAACCAUAACAGAGAUGGGGAGUCUUUAUCAAAUUCUCAAGCCAUUACCAAGUUGGAAAGGCAUAGUGUUAAGAAGGAAGAAGGGAAAGGAGCGCCACUUUUGGCAAAAAAGGGAUUCAGCUGGGUCUGGUCGAAAGGCUCACAAUCUUGUGAGAAUUAUUUCUGAUCUUCCCCAUGAGAAAGAGGCUGUUUAUAGAGCAUUGGAUAAAUGGACAGCUUGGGAGGUGGAGUUUCCCUUGGUUGCCGUAGUAAAGGCUUUGAAAAAAUUGAAAAGUAGAAAUCAAUGGCUGCGAGUGAUUCAGGUUGCAAAGUGGAUGUUGGGCAAAGGUCAGGGAACAACAAUGGCAACAUAUGAUACCUUACUGCUGGCAUUUGAUGUGGAUGGGAGGGUAGAUGAGGCUGAAUCAUUGUGGAACAUGAUCUUGCACACGCAUACGCGCUCAAUCUCAAAGCGGUUAUUUUCUAGGAUGAUCUCUUUGUAUGAUCACCAUGACAUGCAAGAUAAAAUAAUAGAGGUCUUUGCGGACAUGGAAGAGUUGGGCGUGAGGCCAGAUGAAGAUACUGUCAGGAGAAUAGCACGUGCCUUUGGGAGACUUGGUCUAGAAGAAAAGCAAAAGCUGUUUCUUAAAAGAUACCAAUGUAAGUGGAAGUACAUCCAUUUCAAUGGGGAGCGUGUCAAAGUGAGUAGGCACACUUUGGAGGAAGACGAAUAAAUCAUUUCUAAAAGUGAGAAAGACGAUGGUAAUUGCGAAACAAUCUUCUUAAAUAUCUUCUGGCACAUAUACUGAUGAUAUUAUUGAUCUGGUGGGAGCCCAUCAUCUUUGCACAUUCAGAUUUUUUGCCUCUCUUCUCAGAUUUAGUAAAUUGUCUUUCCUAUGAAGGUACAUACAAUUCAGGAAGUUUCCAUUCAAUGUUUAAAAAUUGAAGAUAGCCCUGCAGAAUCACAAUUUGGUUCCGGUAACUGUGUCAGCUUAUGUUGUACAUAGUAGUGCUUGAGAGUCAAGAUGGGCACCAUCAGUGAGAGUGAAUCACUCUUUUUUUCAUCCUUCUCAUGGAAGUCGAACUAGAAAUUAAGACUGAACGGCAGAACUAGUUACUGUUGAUUAUG
Messenger RNA from Eucalyptus grandis, 1583 nucleotides. RefSeq names its product pentatricopeptide repeat-containing protein At4g18975, chloroplastic. Bases 427 to 1188 code for a protein of 253 amino acids. Lineage: Eukaryota; Viridiplantae; Streptophyta; Magnoliopsida; Myrtales; Myrtaceae. The transcript is spliced from 8 exons. The record is from RefSeq and is a predicted model, not a curated record. Gene Ontology annotation, molecular function: protein binding.